AUGACUUCCGCCGAAGGUUCCUUAAACCGACAUGACAGUGAAACCAACCCGUUGACUGCGGUGGCCCCGCAAUGUAAGGAGUUGGAGUGUCCGCCUUUGCAUGAACUCAUCCCCGAGCUGUACCCGUCGGCACCUGCAGAUUCCUCUCUACACCAUGUGUCGCUACCCCUCGAGGAGCAAGAGGCUUUGUUCAAGUCUCUGCAGGAAAUUCUCGAGGCGGCAAACUGCACCCAGGAUUUGUCCUCCGGCGACGUCCACCCCUCGUUCCAGCGAGUUGACCCUCCCUUUGGAGAAGUGAACGAGAUAUUAUACAAGCUGUUGAACAGCAGCUCGCAUUAUAUGGAACAGGCUGCUGAGGCGUUCGCGAAUGGCAGUAGAAACCAGCCUGCGCAGUCUCAGCUAGCUGCGAACAAGAUAGUUUAUAUACUUUUACGACUAGUCAAGGACGGGGCGCUCAAAGAAAACCUUUCCUUGCUUGAUUUCGCUUACGAACUCAUAGAGUUAAGUGCUGAGCAAGAAAAAGCCAUGGAAGUGUGCCCUGAUGGAACCCUCUUGCUUAUGAUAGAGCUUGCACUCAACGAAGAAUUCACUGCUACCGUCGCCCAUUUUUCCUGCAUCACCAACUGUCUUAUGAGUAUGUUGGACAACAAACGAUUCCAGGACAUUUGCAUAUCAAGGCGCUUGGUAUCGACGGUUUUGUCUGUUCUCACUCGAGCUGUAUCUUUGGGAACAGGCGCUUCUGCGGAUGACGCUCAAGUGCUAGCUCAAUUGCAGCUGAAGAUCAAUCAGACCUUGUCAGAGGUAUCUGACUCACCAUUGUUCGCAGAAGUAUACCCCAUUGAUUCUGAUUUAUCGCUUUCCUUGAAAUCUUGGUUGUCAAGCACUGAUGAGCAGCUUCAAAUAUGCUCUUGUGUUAUGCUGGGAAACCUAGCGCGCUCGGAUGGCGUUUGUCAGCUCAUGGUUGAAAAGCUGAAGAUACAUGAAGAGUUGAUAUCGAUUCUGAAGGGCGAAGCUAGAGGAGCCGUUCUACACUCAGCGCUAGGGUUCUUGAAAAACCUGGCAAUAGCAGGUAACAAUAGACUGCAUUUGGGCGCCGCGGGAAUCGUACCUGUGAUUUCCCGCUUAUGGAACUACGAGACCGUUCCCCAGGUUCAGUUCGCUGCAACAAGUAUUGCAAGACAAUUGGUUAUCUCGUCGAUCGAGAAUAUAACGCUUUUGCUGGAGACAUCCUCAGCAGAUCAGGACAGAACAUAUCUGUCCCUACUCCUUUCGCUAUUCAAGAAAACGGACUCUGUUCCCAUCAAAACAGAAACCGGGCGCCUCGUCGCUUCGAUAUGCCGCACCCUUGUACCCAAGGCUCGUGCACAAGAUGAAUUAGCCGAGUCCCUUCUUGCACGGCUCUUCACGAUGCAUGAGGAGGUGGCGCUUCCUGUUGGGGGCAUGAUUGUCCAGUCGCAGUGGCCCGUCGUCAGAAGCGAGGGUUGGUUUGCUCUAGCAUUGAUGGCAUCCAGCAAUCAGGGCUCCGUUGCUGCCGGAGAUUGCCUGCAGAAAAUGGACCUAUUCUCAAUAAUAGAGGAGACUCUAGGCAAGCCCUCGAGCGACGAAAUCGAAGAAGUGCAAUUGACCAAAGACCGGGACAAUGCGAUUAUACUUCUUCAAGAAUUAUUGCAACACGAUCCCGGUAGUGCCUGUUUGGCGACCGAAGUUGACCAUGCAAUUCCAUCAACCAUGGGCUACCUUGAGCGCUGCCAUCACGUCGAAUCGCUGGAUGAAGAGGGCUCGGGAUACCGCUCCUGGGCCUCCGUGCUGAUUUGGUGCGCGAUUGGCUACCUCUGUAUGAUCGCAAUCUUCGUCGGAGUUUGCUUCUCUCGGCCCUCUCUUCUGGAACUGGGCCUCCCCGUCUUGUUCCGGGGGACUGCCCUACCUCCAUUCUAUGCGUUUUCGCGGGGCUCGAGACAGUUCCAAAAACCCAAGGACGUGGAUAUCAUUGCUCUGGUCCCUGUUCAUUACCAUGAGCGUACGGAUAUAUUGGAAUGCUACUUGCAGAGAAAUAUGGCCUACCACCAUGGAUUGCUUGAUCAAGUAAUCUUCGUCCCUCAGACCAACAUCUCCGACAGCCUAGAAUGGCUUACAUCAAUUGCCGAUGAGACGCCCUUAUACACGAUUUGGAACCCUGGCGAUGGCUUGGUAUCGACGCAUCAGGGCAAAGAAGUUCUGUAUAUCUGGAUCGAUGGCGAUAUGGUUUUUUUGGAAGAUCAGACCAUCCCUACGGUGGUCAAAACCACAUUGGACAACCCGGACUCAACCGUAGUCUCGGCGAAUGUCAUCAACGCGGCAGCUCUACAGGCGCUUCACAGUCACUCCGGUGUCGCUCUGCCCUAUCUUCCAGAACUGACGCCCGAGGCUUCAGCAACGUCUCUGUCCCGAGAUUGGCGUGUUUCGAGACUCCCCCAAUGGGAAGGCCCCACAAACUUCAGUGUCUUGAAAGACUUCGUACCACCCUCUGAUAACCACCGCUGGCUUCUCUCAAGUGAUAACAAUGCGGACCGGACGCCUAUCAGUACCUCCGUUUACACAGACAACGGACCUGGAUUGGAUCACUGGAGUGUCCAUGCCCAACAGCAUUAUUCUUUUCUACAUCACCUCGAGGCAGGCGACCUGUAUCGUUACAAGUUCCCCAUGUGGAAGAAUCCUAGCGAGGCCGUCAGUCAGAGCUUUUUAUGUUUCCGGGCGCAGGAAAAGAACCUCCUUCAGGAACAGGAGCGCGCCAAGGGUCGACCGUUGCAGGCAGCAGGGGAGAUCCGUGACACAAAUCAAAUGAUAAUUGAUGGGAAAGGCCUGGCGGUCCAUUACACCAUGGACACGAACUCCGAAGGGCUUGAAGCCACCGAUAUUCUCCACCGCUACCGCGCAUACGCUAAGGAGAAAGUUUGCUUGGACACCGCUUGA
Messenger RNA from Aspergillus affinis, 2949 nucleotides. Its product is annotated as GTP-binding protein. Gene Ontology annotation, molecular function: guanyl-nucleotide exchange factor activity. Bases 1 to 2949 code for a protein of 982 amino acids. NCBI's taxonomy places the organism in Eukaryota, Fungi, Ascomycota, Eurotiomycetes, Eurotiales, Aspergillaceae. Gene Ontology annotation, biological process: positive regulation of GTPase activity. Gene Ontology annotation, cellular component: cytosol. The record is from RefSeq and is a predicted model, not a curated record. The transcript is spliced from 5 exons.